Styela clava is the source of this 7524-nucleotide messenger RNA. RefSeq lists its product as uncharacterized. The record is from RefSeq and is a predicted model, not a curated record. Gene Ontology annotation, biological process: establishment of epithelial cell polarity. Gene Ontology annotation, cellular component: bicellular tight junction; cytoskeleton; adherens junction. Lineage: Eukaryota; Metazoa; Chordata; Ascidiacea; Stolidobranchia; Styelidae. Gene Ontology annotation, molecular function: cytoskeletal protein binding.
UCUUCAAGGUUAUUUAUUAUUAUUGAUAAUUAUUGUUUCAUUCAAUUUAAUGUGAAUGUGGAAAUAAAUGGGCUGAACAAUUAUUCAUAAAGGAGCAAGGCUGAUUUUUUUAAUUCACCACUGUCUUUCAACCAGCCGUAAAUAUUCCUAUUGUAAAGAACCAAUCUUAUUAUGAAUACAGCAGAAACAUUUGCCUCAUUUGAAAACAUACUAGAAGCAUAAUGGAACGAAGAAGUUGUAUCAUCUAUUUGCCAAAUCACUCAAAGCUGGACCUGUCAGUGAAUCCUAAGCAACUUGGUAAAGAUCUAUGGGACAUUGUUGUUUCGGAACUCGAACUAACAGAGGAAGAUUAUUUUGGACUCAAAUAUAAAACAACAGGUGAUCAUUAUGCCUGGUUGCAAGGUGAUAAGAAGGUGCUUGAUCAUGACAUUGAAAUGAAAUCUACUAAUUUUCCUCUUGAAUUCACUUUUUCUGUUAAAUUUUACGAAGAUUCUGUCACUGUGCAUAAACAUGCAUCCACUGUGGAACUCAUCUUUUUAUACGCUCAAAAUCAAAUAUACAAGGGAGAAAUUUAUGUUCCUUGUGAUUUGUCAUUGGAACUCGCUGCCCUCGCAAUGCAGGCAUUCUAUGGGGAUUUCAUCAGUGAGGAAACUGCCUGUGCAAACUACAAGAAUCUCUCAUGCCUUCCAAGAUCCGUAAUUUUGGAACUUCCUUCUAUAGAAUACUGUGAAGACCAAGUUAUUUCUUGGUAUAAAAGUUUUUGCGGAAUCUCCAGAGGUCAAGCUAUUUUAUUAUACAUGUGUAAAGCUGAAAAACUUGCCAACUAUGGAGUUCACUUCUUCAAAGUAAAAGACAAAACAAGGUUAACAUGGUGGUUGGGAAUAAGCAACAAGGGAAUUUAUCAAUACAACUACACCGACACAAUCAAUCCGCAUACCGUAUUUCAGUGGCGUAAUUUGGAAAAUCUUUAUUUUCGAGAGAAAAAAUUUUCUGUUGAAGUUUGUUCUGGGCAUAAACGUUCUCAUAGUUCUGGAUUUACAAAUUCGUCUGAUAAGUCAAAGAAAAGUGGAAAUAAUCGACAACAACCAAUAACACACACAUGGUAUGGAUCUCCUCAACUCAUCAAGUCCAUAUGGAUAAUGGCAAUCGCCCAACAUCAAUUUUAUUGGGAUAGAAAACAAUCUUCAAAGAGUAAGUUUCAGACCAACAGAACAAACGCAACAAAUAUUCGAAACGCACUGGAUAAAAAUUCCAACAGUUUUGUCGUUCCACCUGCUGAAACAGACGAUAAAAUGCCAAAAAAGAACCACAACAAUAAAUAUGCUGAAGUAAAGUCGUAUAAGAAAGUGUCAUCACAUGGCAAUGGCAGAGUACAUCAUUCUCAUUCUCAUCAACACAAGCAACAACAAUCUCCAGAAAUAUUAGAAUUAGAAAAAAAAAUGGUCUCUGAUCUAAAGCAAAGAAAAUUGGAUUUGGAAGAUAGAUUGUUCGAGAAAGUUCAAGAGUUGAAAUCCGUUUGUUUAGAGGAAUUUCAUAUCACAGAAAAGCUACCUAUCGAUUACAUCAGAUAUAUGACUAUGGAUGAGGAGAAACCAGUUAUACGGAAGAAAAUAGAAACAAAAUUUCCAGUUCAGCUUCGGCAACAUACGAACAAAGGGAAUCAUUUUGAUCAGUCUGUCACUGAUCAACUCCAACAACUAGAAAGCGAUUAUGAACUUCUUAAUCAAAUAACGAAUGCAGCGUACAAACUUGCAUAUGAUCCAUCAUCACAUGGAAAAAUUAGGAGAAAUAGAUUGCAGUCGUAUCAGAAAUCUCUUAAAAAGUUGCAGGAUAUGGAAAAUCGAAUUGAUGAACUUCGUACAAAACAAGGAAAAGAUCCUGCAUUGCGACAUUCAACAUUUAUCACUACUAGUGACACUGAGAUAUUGGCUGCAAUGAAGGAAUGUAGCAUUGAUGAAAAAUCAGAACGAAGUUCACUGUCUGAUGGUAUAUUAUUAGAGGAUGGAGCUUCUAUUAGCAGUGGUGCAGAAGCAUUAUCAACUCACAGCACUCCUGCGCUUUCUUUACAUCCAGACACAAGUUCUGCUGAUGUUGAUAUGGAUGAUUUGAAUAUCCAGAGAUCCAAAACACCGCCUCCAACAAGGUCUAAAGUUGCUUGGCUGGAAUCACCGAAGGUCAAAGGCAAUAAAUCACAACACAUGAUUUCUAAUCAUUCAUACCCAGUGUUACCAUCACCCACAUCAAAUAGAUCUACUGCUUCAUCUGGGACUGAUACACCACCCUAUCAAACGCGAAGUAGAGAUUGGGUGCAAACAAAAUGGGAACACCCUAGACAUCAUGCUGAUUGGAAAGUAUCUUCUCUUGACAGCCUGGAAUCAAAUGGAAGUAGAAAGAGUAGUGAACAUAAUUUAUCUCACAGUCCAAGUAGAAGAAAAAUAUUAGCAAAUGGAGAGAAUGCUAAUGCAAUGAGGAUAGCGAGGGCAACAGAAUCCGCUCGUGCCCACAAAGUCAGUUUACGUGAGAAACAGCGUUCUGCUGCAGAACCUUCACAUCGAAUGGGAACGAUCAAUCCAGUAUUGGAAAUUAUCCAGGACACUGUGCCAGAUGACGGCAAAGAUAGUAGGACGAGUCUCACUGAUUCAGGACAUGGUACGGACAGCAGAGCUCAGUUAUAUUAUGAAGAAGAACUUGCAAGAAAGAGACUUGGUGCUAAUUCAAUAAGGAGAGAUAUCAGUGAUUCAUCAUUAUCAGAGUUAUCAACUCAAAGCAAUCCAGCUGCUUUACCAAGUAGCGGACACGUUCCCAAGUUCGUUCCAUAUUUUAUGUCAAGACCUCGAGCAGUAACGCAAGCUCCAUUACAAGAAGUCUCGGUCCAACAGAACGAAGCAUCACAUGUACGAAAACGCAGUUCCAGUUUCACUGAAUCCGGGAGCAAUAUCCAAAAACCAGUUUCAAGGAGAGAUAACCAUCGAACAUUAACGAGAUCAAAGACUCAUUAUGAAAAUGAUACUCUAACAAAAGAUUCUGUUCGCGAUGAAAAUUUUGAUUCCAAUGACGAUAUAUCUGCAAGUGAUAAUAACUCAUGUGGGUUAUCAUCUAGUCAAAGCGCUAAUAAUCUUCCUCCGCCGACAUUUGAAACAAAUUUAAAUAUAUGCAAACAAUAUUUGAGUAGAAGUCAAGGUCAACUUGCCAAUGCUCAAAACAAUCAAACCACUGCCAUACAAAAUAAUCCCAGUUCGGAAGAACAAACUACCGAGGUGCCUUAUAGCUCAGUCUCACAAAAACAAAGUUGGUCAAAUGUAACUGCUAAAUCAGCAGGCACAGUUAGUGCAAAUAACAGUAAUAAUAAACCAAACUUUGGACAGAUUUAUCAACUAUCGCAGAGUCGUAGUGGUGCUUACAAUACGAAAUUACGAGAUCAGCCGAACCGUUCUGAAACUCCACAAGGCACAUCAUUGUUAGCACAUCAUAAUAUACCAAGAGGAAAUAGUCUUGACAGUAUUUUAGAUCGAGGACACUCAACAGAUACAGAGUUGAACCCUGACACAAUGAAAAAUUUUAGUGUGGAACCGGAACAUUCCAAUAAAUUCUAUGGAGCCCAAGACCAUCAAUAUCCACGAUAUCAAGGAUCUCAGUAUAGCAGAACAACAACAUAUCAACGUUUAGAUGCAACUAAUCAAGUUGGGAAUCUACUGCCGAACAUGAGCGUCAUGGAUCGUGAUAAAUUCAACAAUGAAGCAUUCCAAGAAAUUCAGGGAAUGGGCUGGGUACCUUCAUUAGAUGAUUAUGGAAGCAGAGCAUCUGUUGCUGAGAGUUUACCUGCCAAGUCUAAAAAAGAGGAUAUUAUGGAGUUACUACAGCAACAUAUAGCUCAUAAUUGGGUUCCAAGACGAACUCCAUCAACGUCUAGUACCAAUACAAUGAGAAACAAAAUGGAUAGGAAAUUACAAGCAAAAAUUAGAGCAGAAAUGAUGAAAGAAAAAGAUUCCAAGCCUGCGAAUGCUGAUCCAACAGCAAAAACAUGGGAAGGAUACAAACAAAAUGUACAAACCAUGAAGCGAAGUACGCAACAACCGUCUUCACCAGGAAAAUCAGAACAAGCAUCGGGCGUGAAUAUUUUUGCACACAAACAACCACCACCAUUGUCAUCACAGCAACAAAAUGUUCUUGGUCAAAGGAAUCUCAACAAGCCAAUGGAUACGGCUUCCGAAUAUUCUCAAAAUACUAUUCAUAAAGGUUAUAUCGAUAAAAAUGGAUUCAUAUCUUUUAAUGAUCACAGAUCUAACCAACUAAGAAAAUAUUCCGCACCUGUUAAUAAUUUCGCAACUUCAAGACAAAUUCGAUCACAGCAAACAAAUUAUCCUGAUUAUCCGGGCUCUAAUCCUUUCGAACGAGGAUACCUUUCAGCAACAUUACCCCGUAAAUAUGUCUCAAAAGAGGGCUCACCAAAACGUCCCCAAACGACUUAUACUUUGGCUGAUCUUCAACGUACUUAUUCCUAUACUACCGGAGAUCCUAACGAUUUCUACCCUACCACUGCCAAUUUUAAUAGCUCCCCUGAAAACUUGCCUCGUACAUACUCCCAUCCAGUGGGUGAAUACAUUGCGGAUGACUAUAAUUCUCACCUCACUGGUGGUUAUAUAGAUCGCACUACGCGACGUCAAAAUCCGACACAACACAGCACAAAUUUCAUGUCUGUCACACAACCUGUCACAUCUCUCUCACAUAAUUUCCCAGCGACAGGAAAUGCAGCCAACAUGACGGAUGCAAGAAAAUUAGCUUCUGGAUUUACAGCGACUAUGUCUCAACAAGCCAAGUCAUCGCAUCGAAUUUCACAACAAACUGGUUAUCGACAACAACAACAGCAAAUCAAAGGGAAAGAUAUUGAAGAAACAACCGGAACAGAAUACCAAUCCACAAAACCUAUUCCUAGUUCUGAAGAUACGGCACUUGUUGUUCAGGCCACUAGAACAAGUCCAGAUGGUCACAAAGUUAGCGUUUUUACAGUUACGAAAAGCACUCCAAGUACGCCCGAUAAAUUGAAAACCUUGGAUAGGAAAAACAAGGAUGAUGAAAAUCCAUUCUUUUUUAAAACCCCUGUGAAACAGAAACUGAAAACUUCACUCAGCCAGCCAGAAUCCAACAACAGUCCACUAUCACCCAGUGCUGCUUCUGAUAUUAGCUCCCAAUCUAAUACUGACGUACUACAAGCACUUGCUAUUGAAGCUGCACGCGUUGCACAGAAAGCUCUUGCAGAUUCACAAAAGAAUUUGGAUAAAUAUAGUCUGAAAAAUAAUCUUGAACCUGAUCAAACUUCGUCUCCGCCAAAUUUUAAUCUGCGCUCAUCGACUAGAGAAAGAAGAGCUACAGGAGACUUUUUGAGUCCAUUACCAAAAUCAAUGGAUGAUCCGACACCAAUGCAAAAUUCAGUGCAAGGUGAAACAAAAACUCCAAGAUCAAGAAGUAAAACUAGAAAUGACAGAGAUUCAAGCACUGGCAGAUCGAGCCAACCUGUGGCAUUAAAUGAUGACGGAGUAUGUUAUCCAGUUAAAGAUUUAAGAAAUGAAUCAAAAUCUCAAAACAAUUCACACAAGACCAAUUUUACCCCGAUGUUUCAAAGAACUUUGUCCACACCAAUCCGUAGCAGACCAGGUGGCACUCGAUCUGGUAACGGAACAAAAAUGGCACUUUCUACUCCUAACAAAAAAACAACAGGAAUGUAUAAUGAAUCUGUAUCUGGUAGUUCAUCGAAAGUCCGACCUCCUGCUGCCCCUCGUGGUAAUAACACUCCGUCACGCCCACCUCAAGCAGUGAAAGAUGUUAAACAGCAAAAUGCUUCCAGACGACAACAAUAUCAGAUCGGCCAAUCAGGUACCUUGCCGCGAACCCCCAGAUCAGCAAAGAAAAUUGAGCGAUCUGGUAGUACAAGUGGAUCAGCACCAUCUCAAUCGACUGUAAGCUCUUCUCAAGCUAAAACCAUGAGAAGUCAGAAUGAUAGUUCAUACAGCAUUUCGGUCCAAAGAAAUGAUAUGUACAAUGCUCUGUAUGGAAUACAAGAUCUGAAAUAUAAAAGGAGGUCGUUCACAGAAGCUAUAUCACAGUCCUCUCGUGCAACAACUCCCACGCCAUCACAAUGUCGUGAAAUGGUGGUUGGAGCAUCAAAACCACCAUUAUCCAUUUAUCAGACGGCAACCAGAUGCAAAACUGCAUCGGUGAAUCUCAAACGUAAAAAUACACACAGAAGGUCAAUGUCAGAAACUUGGAAACAGCCGGGAGGUUUAGGUCAAGUUCAGCAGCAAUAUCAAGUUGCGCCUCUCAGUUCUCAACAACACCAUCAUCAUUACCAUCAUAUGGGACAUCAGGGCAUGGUACCAACCACCGGUGAUCCGAGAUUGGCUCAUGAACCUCCACGUAGAACUGCUUCAGCAGAUGACCUUUUGUGGCCAGAACAAAGAGAGGGCUCUUAUAAUUUAAGUUCACAACAAGGAACUUUAGUCUGAUUUGAUGUAUUUUUUAAAGUUGGGCAGUAUUGUAUUUUUACAUGUUUUUAAAUUUUAUGAUUUUUUUUUCUAUUUAGAUUUUUUUUUUAAAUUCAUUUCUUGAGCUUAACAAAAUGAACGCUUUCUGCCAAUAGCUCUUUGUUCCAACUAUGUUUCAAGCUUAAUUUAUCACUAGCAACUGAACAAAGAAUAAACCUUUGAAUUUUAGUAAAAUUUAUCAGCUUUUUGAAAUGUUAUUGCAGACUAUUAAUGUAUCAUGUCAUCUUCUAUAAGAAAGUAAUAUUGAAAAUUCCAAUAUAGAGCAUAGUUUUUCAUUUUUCACACAGUCCUACCAUUAUAUAUUACAGCAUUUUUAUGACUGGCAACAUUCAAAACAAAAAUUGAACUGGUAAUACUUUGUGAUGUUAAAUUUAAGUUAGUCAUAUCUGCGUGUAUAUGGAAAAUAUUUUAUUCAGCAUUAUUAUUUCUGAAUUACUUUUUUUUUCAACGUUCUAUUGAGACAAUUGAUUUGUGUCAUGUGAUUUUCUUUUGACAGCAAUAUUAUUUAAUUUUAAAAUUCGUAUAAUAGGCAUUGUGAUGUCAUCAUGAUCAUUGUUAAACAUGCAUGGAAUUAUUCAAGUGAAUCGUUUUAAUUAUUAUUUUUAUUUUAUUAAGAAUCAAAAACAGCAUGUUGCUGAUGAAUCAAUAUAUAAUGAUAUUACUUAUAACUGAGAAUGCAACAGAAACUUUGAAAACAGAUAAAUGUAUUUUUUGUUCGUAUCAAUCUAAAAAAGGUUGGAUAGGCUAUUAUGCCUUGAAUGGGAACAUUAGAAAGAUGUAAACCAGGUGUGAGUAACAAGCGGCCGCCAUACCAUUCAGUGUGGCCCUUGUAAACUCGCAGAUUUUUAGUUACUCACGAAGUGUGUGAACCAAGAUAGCGGACACCAGAACGUAUUGUCUGUACCAGAUUAUUAGGCCAUAAUUUUUUCCCAAUUUUCCUUAUUUUAGUUCUAUUACGAGUUCGGGGAGCCAAGAGACUCCCGUA